Ordospora colligata OC4 is the source of this 480-nucleotide messenger RNA. Its product is annotated as Ca2+-binding protein. The transcript has a single exon. NCBI's taxonomy places the organism in Eukaryota, Fungi, Microsporidia, Ordosporidae. Gene Ontology annotation, molecular function: myosin heavy chain binding; calcium ion binding. The record is from RefSeq and is a predicted model, not a curated record. Gene Ontology annotation, cellular component: cytoplasm; myosin II complex. The coding region runs from base 1 to 480 and encodes 159 amino acids.
AUGAGAAGACGACAUGGGCGGCAGAACUCCAAUAUCUUCCACAUGCUCACAAAGAACCAGAUUGUUGAGCUCCGAGAAGCAUUCAACUUCCUGGACGUAAAUAGUGACACAUUUGUUGACCGAACAGAUCUUGAAAACUUUCUUGCAUCAAUAGGAUCUCCUUUCUCAUGCAAUGAAAUAGAUCAGAUGAUGCAUGAGAGCGGAGACAAUAUGACAUACAUGCUUUUCCUUACCAUGAUAGGAGAAAGACUCAGCUGCACAGAUUCAGAAAAGGACAUCUUCAAUGCAUUGAAAGAGUUCGAUGAUAUUGGUGAUGGAAAGAUUGAUGAAAGCAUGCUUAGGCAUUGGCUCACAGAGAAAGGAAGUUGCAUGUCAAACGAUGAUGUUAAUUUACUUCUUAAGGGAUGCGUUGAAAACGGACGGAUCGACUGCAGAAGCCUUGCAACUAAGAUGAAGUAUGGUGAAAUCAUCACUGAGUAG